AUGGGUUAUACGCGGCGACGUUUCGGUUUCAACGUAUCUACAUUGGAUGGGCUUGACGAGUUGAUAUCUCGCUUUUGGUCUUGUGUGAAGGUGAAGUUUGGCAAAACUCACUCACUGGAUAAAAAACGCUGCGAGAAUCUGUUUCUAAGUACGGUUCAAAGGAAUUCAGAUGGUCGGUACACCGUUGCUUUACCCAAGAAUGAAGACGUACUUUCACGGUUGGGAGAGUCACGAGGCAUUGCAAUCCGUAGACUUCAUGGAACGACAUGUAAGCUGGCAAGAGAUUCAUCACUACGGGAUAAGUACGCUGCCUUCAUAGAGGAGUAUCUAACGCUGGGACACAUGAGUAAGGUAGCCGAGAUUCCUACGGGAUCAGUCAAACGGUGCCACCUACCGCACCAGUCGAUGGUCAAGGCAUCAAGCGCCACUACCAAGGCUCGCGUGGUCUUUGAUGCUUCUUGUAAGACAUCAUAUCGCUCAACGAUGUAUUGCUGGUUGGGCCAGUGA
This is a messenger RNA of Topomyia yanbarensis, 507 nucleotides long. RefSeq lists its product as uncharacterized. NCBI's taxonomy places the organism in Eukaryota, Metazoa, Arthropoda, Insecta, Diptera, Culicidae. The record is from RefSeq and is a predicted model, not a curated record. Bases 1 to 507 code for a protein of 168 amino acids. The transcript has a single exon.